Molecule: messenger RNA, 10672 nt
Organism: Mirounga angustirostris (Northern elephant seal)
Lineage: Eukaryota; Metazoa; Chordata; Mammalia; Carnivora; Phocidae
Gene: ALPK3
Product: alpha kinase 3
Exons: 14
Coding region: 22-4974 (1650 amino acids)
Biological process (GO): protein phosphorylation; cardiac muscle cell development
Cellular component (GO): nucleus
Molecular function (GO): ATP binding; protein serine/threonine kinase activity
Source: RefSeq, a predicted model, not a curated record
GCGCGCGCGGCCGGCGGCGGGAUGGGGUCGCGCAGGGCCCCCGGACGCGGCUGGGGCUCGGGCGGGCGGGCCGGGGCGGCGGGCGACGGCGAGGACGACGGGCCGGUGUGGACCCCCAGCCCGGCCAGCCGCAGCUACCUGCUCAGCGUGAGGCCGGAGGCCAGCUUAUCAAGCAACCGGUUGUCUCACCCCAGCUCUGGAAGGAGCACCUUCUGCUCCAUCAUUGCUCAGCUAACAGAGGAGACCCAGCCGCUAUUCGAGACCACGCUCAAGUCCCGGGCUGUGUCCGAGGACAGUGAUGCCAAGUUCACCUGCAUCGUCACAGGAUACCCAGAGCCAGAGGUGACCUGGUACAAGGAUGACAUAGAGCUGGACCGCUACUGUGGUUUGCCGAAGUAUGAGAUCACUCACCAGGGCAACUGUCACGCACUACAUCUCUACAGGUGUCAAGAGGAGGAUGCGGCCAUCUACCAGGCCUCUGCCCGGAACACCAAGGGCAUCGUGUCCUGCUCAGGGGUCUUGGAGGUUGGCACUAUGACUGAAUACAAGAUCCACCAGCGCUGGUUCACCAAACUGAAGCGCAAGGCUGCGGCAAAGAUGCGAGAGAUCGAGCAGAACUGGAAGCCCAGGAAGGAGGUGGUGGGGGACGCCGACACUCUGCGCAAGCUCAGCCCCGACCGCUUCCAGCGGAAACGGCGGCUGAGCGGGGAUGAGGCGUCAGUGCCCUCGGCCCCCACCAGGGAGGCUGAGGACGGGACCCCAGCGGCUUGGCAGAAGGAAGAGGCUGAGCCUGGUCAGCAUCCAGCUUUGGGCCUCAUCAACAGUUUUGCUCCCGGAGAGGUGACCACCAACGGGGAGGCUGCCCCCGAGAACGGGGAGGAUGGGGAGCACGGCCUGUUGACGUACAUCUGUGAGGCCAUGGAGCUGGGGCCUCAGCGAGCCCCCCAAAAGGAGUCUGGGGCCAAGAAGAAAAAGAAAGGUGAGGAACCUAAGCAAGGUCUACGGAAGCCAGAGUUAGAGAAGGCAGCUCGAAGCCAACAAUCUUCCGAAAGCCGUGCCCCUAGUUCCGACAAGCCUGGGACACAGGGGCCCACGGACAUGGAGCAGGUCCAGACCCGGCCCAGAGGCAGGGCUGCAUGGGGGCCUGGGGCUCCUGGAGUGGAUAGCCUCAGGAAGUCAGCUCGAGCUGCGGGCACUCGAGAGCAGGCCCAGAAUGCCCCGGCGCCAGGCCCCAUCCCAGGCCCCGUCCCAGGCCCCGACCAGCAAGUGUACUCCCUGGAAAGCACCCGGGCGGGCAGGCCGAAUGGGGAGGAGGGGCCCCAGACCCCAAGUGGCAGGGCACCUGGAGAGAUGCCCUUGGGGAAGGUACCCAGUGAGGCUGGAAGUGAAAGGGGGCCUGUUGCCCCUGGCCAGCCCACGUCCUCAGCCCCCCAGCCAACUAGGCCUUUCAACAGGAAGAGAUUUGCCCCUCCGAAGCCCAAAGGGGAGCCCACCGCCGACAGCAAGCCUGAUUCUUCCCUGAGCCAAGCUCCAGAACCAGGGGCCCAGAGCUCAGGGAAGGCCCCACCUCAGGCCUCUGCCCAAGUGCCCACACCCCCUGCCCGGCGGAGACACGGCGCCCGGGACAGCCCCCUGCAGGGGCGAGCAGGCCACAGGACUUCGGGAGAGGUCCCGGAAUCCCAGGCAAACCUGGCUCCUACUGUGUUGGCCAGCAAGAGCGCCGAUGCGGUCUCUGCUGGUCGCAGCAACUCCAGAAGCCAGGGCGUCAUCGAGCCCAUGGAUACAGACACCCAGGAAGAUCAGAGGACAUCUGCUGACCAGAAACCUGGAGGCAGGAAGAAUACAGAGGCUGAUGGGAAGAUGCAAGUGGAUGGGAGGACCCAGGGAGACAGGACACAAACACCCCAGAGGACACAGGCAGAUAGGAAGACUCAGGUGGACAUUGUGCCACAGGAAAGUGAGAGGCCAGCGUCAGCCAGGAGUUCCCAGGAGGAUGCGGCGGCACAGGGAAGGGCAGGGACACAGGUGGAAAGGACACAGACAGGCAAGAGGACGCAGGAAGACAGAAGGAUCCAGGAAGAAAAAGGGGCACGGUCAGAGGGGAGCAUACCCACAGCCAUAAAAGGUCAGUCAGAGAAGGGCUCCAUGACCAGCCUCAGCCCACAGUCCAGACCCCCUUCAGGGGGUCCUCAGUCUCCUCAGAUUAUUGAGUGUUUUGAGCAGACCCCUGAAGGGCCCUCUGUCCCAGAAGAACCUGGUUUCAUGCUCAGACCUGAGGGGGCGGCAGUCACAGCCCCAGGGAGCUACGAGGCAGCUCUGCUGGGUGCCCCGGCAGGCAGCCGCCCACUCCCAGUGCAGCGACCUCCCCAGGGUGGUCCAGAGCAGCGGGGAGGGCCCAAGUGGUCAGGUCCGGUCAAGGACAAGCCAGAGGAUGGCCCGAUCCCACGCCCCAAGGAGGAGCAGCUGAGAGAAGUGCCGUCCAUGGAUCUGGGCGGCUGUCCUCCAGCUGGCUGGAACCCAGAGGUGCCUACUGUGCCCUCUCCUCCCGGGCCGGGCCUGACCAAGAGCUCACGGGAGGCACUGCCCAGCACUCCGGCCUCUCAGCACACGAGUGCUGCCACCUUCCCGCCAUCUGGGGACCAGGCCUUGCUGAGGUCGGCCCCCCCACUGCACCUGGGGCCAGGGACCCCCACCCAGAGUCACCCACCAGCAGCCACGUCAGCCGACAGCGAGGGGGCCUGCGCCCUAGGGCUGGACGUGGAGGGGAGGCCCCCAGGCCCCCGGAGCUGCGACCCUGGCCUCAUAGACUCCCUGAAGAACUACCUGCUUCUGCUGCUGAAGCUCUCCAGCACAGAGACGGGGGGCGGGGGGGCGGAGUCCCAGGAGGGAGCCGCCACUGGGGCUCCGGUGUCCUCAGCCACUCUGGUCCCCAAUGUGGAAGUGGCCGGUCUGAGUCCCCGGACGUCCAGGCGCAUCCUGGAGCGCGUGGAGAACAACCAUCUAGUGCAGAGCGCGCAGAGCCUGCUGCUGAGCCCCUGCACCUCCCGCCGCCUCACCGGCCUCCUGGAUCGUGAGGUGCAGGCUGGCCGCCAGGCCCUGGCUGUAGCCCGGGGCCCUGGCCCCAGCACGCUCACUGUCCCUGCCAUCGUGGUAGGCGAGGAGGAGGGCCCUGGGCUCCCAUCAGAAGGAUCCAGUGAGGGCGAGGGCGAGGGCGAGGGCGAGGUUGCCCCUGAGGGGCCUGGGCGCUCGGGGGCCUCCCAGGAGAGCAGCGUGCGAGGGUCUCUGGGGGAGGCGGGUGGGCAGACGGCCUCUGGUCAGGGACCACUCUCAGCAGACAGAAGGGCCCAGGAACCCCUCCGAGAGGAGGAGGCCUCGACAGGCCUCCCCGCAGCUACAGCUGAGGAGCUAGCUCUGGGAGCCCGGAGGAAGAGAUUUCUCCCCAAGGUCAGAGCAGGAGGAGACGGGGAGGCAGCGAAGGCUGAAGAAAAGGAGAGCCCCACAGUUUCCCCCCGGGGGCUCAGGAAGGGCCUUGCACCCGGGUCCCCGGGGACCCUGGGGCGGGAGAAACGCUCCCCGACCCAGGGUAGAAAGGCAGGCAUGCUGGAGGUGCCGCGGGCAGAGGAUGAGCCGGCAGCAGGAGACCUGGGCUCCGGCCCCAAGGCCAGCAGCGUGGACGCAGAGCAGGCCCUGGAUGAAGGCAAGCAGGACACUUGGGCCAAAUCCAAGAAAGCCAAAGACCUGCUAAAAGCCCCACAGGUGAUCCGGAAGAUUCGGGUGGAGCAGUUUCCUGACGCCUCGGGCAGCCUGAAGCUCUGGUGCCAGUUUUUCAACAUUCUUAGUGACUCAGUCUUGACGUGGGCCAAGGAUCGGCGCCCAGUGGGCGAGGUGGGCAGGAGUGCUGGGGAUGAGGGGCCGGCAGCCUUGGCCAUCGUGCAGGCGUCCCCCGUCGACUGCGGCGUGUAUCGAUGCACCAUCCGCAACGAGCACGGCUCGGCCACUACCGACUUCUGCCUCAGCCCCGAGGUGUUGUCAGGAUUCAUCUCCAGAGAAGAGGGUGAAGUUGGAGAGGAGAUUGAGAUGACCCCCAUGGUGUUUGCUAAGGGUCUGGCUGACUCUGGCUGCUGGGGGGACAAGCUCUUUGGGCGCCUGGUGAGCGAGGAGCUACGAGGGGCUGGACAUGGGUAUGGCCUUCGGAAGGCCUCCCAGGCCAAGGUCAUCUACGGGCUGGAGCCCAUCUUCGAGUCAGGGCGUACGUGCAUCAUCAAGGUGUCCAGCCUGCUUGUGUUUGGACCCAGCAGCGAGACCUCUCUCCUGGGCAGAAACUACGACGUCACCAUUCAGGGAUGCAAGAUUCAGAACAUGAGUCGGGAGUACUGUAAGAUCUUUGCGGCCGAAGCCCAGGCAGCCCCUGGCUUUGGGGAGGUACCCGAGAUCCUCCCACUGUACCUCAUCUACCGGCCUGCCAACAAUAUCCCCUAUGCGACCCUGGAGGAGGACCUGGGCCAGCCCCUGCAGCCUUACUGUUCUCGGGAGGGGGCCUGCGCGGCCGCCCCGGAAGCAUCCUGCAGCUUCGAGGUCCAGCACAAAUGCCAGACCUUCCAGCACUGGCUCUACCUGUGGACAAAUGGCAGCUUCCUUGUCACCGAUUUGGCAGGGGUGGAUUGGAAGAUGACCGAUGUGCAGAUUGCUACCAAACUGCGAGGAUACCAAGGCCUCAAGGAGAGCUGUUUCCCUGCCCUGCUGGACCAGUUUGCCUCCUCCCACCAGUGCAACCCCUUCUGUGAGAUGCUGGGGCUCAAACCCCUCAAGGGCCCUGAGACUGCCCACCCUCAAGGCAAGGCCAAAGGCUCCAAGAGUCCAUCCACUGGCAGGAAGGGCGGCCAGCUGAGUCCUCAGCCCCAGAAGAAAGGCCUCCCCAGUCCCCUGGGCACCCGGAAGAGUACUCCAAGCUCCAAGGCGCAGGGCCUGCGGUAGCCCCCACAGGAGGCUGGGGGCCUCCACCCAGCAGCAGACCAACAAGGAAGCAGCUCGAGGCGAUGGAGACUCCCGAACUACGGAACUAACCAGAGAAGGUGCGCUGAGGAGGCGCCACGAGGGGGGCCUCUCUGAGCAGCCUCUCCGCAAUCCACUCCUCAUCAGAUGGCUUUUGUGCAUGGUGACACCCGGGGGGCUUCUCCUGGUGCCACCGUCAGCCGGGGCUCCCAGGCCCCAUCCCCACGUGCCUGGUGGCCUCGGCCCUCCUUGAAGUUUACACUGGCCACUGCUGGAGGCUCCCCGAGUCCUCUGCAUGAGCUCCGCACCCAGCCCCCCGCCCCGCCAGACCCUGCCGUGAAUAUCGUACUCUGGGGGGCACACCGGCCAGUGGUUACCCUUUACUUUGCUUGGCCCUGACCUCUCCCUGUCCUUGGGGCUCCGGGCGUCCUGCACUGUGUCUGGCCUGGUGACUCUCAGGGAGCCUUCUCCUUCCAGCUAUUUGGCCUCGUGCCUCCCAGCGUGUCCUGCAACUAACCUGUCACUGAGCCCAGAUGGGGCUCAGGACACUUCCAGAGCCUGUCUUGUUCUUGUGCGGUGGUCUUUGGUAAUGCGUGUUCAUGCCCUUCCUUCCCCCAGCACUCAGGCACUCACUCACCUGCUUCCCGCGCUCCUUUGCCCUCGCAUCUCCCAUCCCCAGCUUCCAGCUGCCUGGCAGCCUGCUGCCUUUCCUUCGCUGCCUCUCUGCUUGUCCCCUUGCCCAGGCGCUUCCCCAGCCCGAUUCCGCACCCUGCCCACCAGUCCGCGCCUCCCCUGCCUCUCCCAGGCCCUCUGCCCCUGCGGGAGAGGUGAGAGGUGGCAUGAGCAUUGUGUCAGCAGCCCCGGCCAGCGCGCAGGCGUUGACUCGGAAGGACCUGGUGCUCCGCCCUGGAAAGAUGUGCAGUCACAGUGAAGUUCACAUCCCCUCUAGAGCAGGGAUGGAGGGCUAGGGCUGGUCUCCGAAGGGGAGUGCACUGGGGAGUUGGAGGAAGGAUGCAGUCCACCCACAGGCUGGGCUGAGGGGUCCCUGUGCCUGGGAAGUAGGACGCCUGCCCCAGCCAUUAGCUCUUGAUCCCGGGGCUCCAGCUCUGGGGCUUCACAUAUGGGCUCCCAAGGAAUUGCUGUGCUCCGCCCAGCACCCCCGGGCCUUCCCGAGAGCCCCUCCUGGUGGCCUAGGAAGGGAUGGGCCUGGUGCUAGCCAGCUCCCCUUGGAAUGCAAUAAAGGCAGCCACUGUGUACCCUGCUCGCCCUCAUCUGGUAUGGUUGUAGGUGUAUGGGGUCAGGGCCCCCUCUCCCCAGGCAGGUUCUCCAAGGGCGCCUUACAGCCCCCGGACCCACUGCAGUAAUGAAUCCAGGCUUUGGCUCCUGGAUGGACAUUCAGUCUCAGCCUUUGUGACCACAGCGACACUGUGCUGCUUGCCCAGCUGGGCUGAUGGGGAUCUGGGGACUUAGGUCUUUGGAAUUGUUCCUUCAUUUGGGAGAGGAACACAAAGGAAGGAACCCAGGAAGGAAGAGCAGAGCUGGCGGCUCUGGGGAAAUGUCCAGCGUCUCUGGCUGUCUCCAGUGCCCCAAGGCCGGCCCCGGGGACAACCAGCCUCUGCCUGCCAGCUGCUCACUGGCCCUUUCCUGCUUCCCACGCUGCAGAGGCUUCUUACUCCCCAACAACCCCAUGCCACAACUUCCCUUGCCUGACAUGUAUGCCCCUCCGUUUUGACAUUUCUGACUUCUCUACCUCUUGUGCUCAGGGCACUCUCCCCACUUUUUCCUCUUGCCCUCAUGUGACCCAGUCUGCAGAUCCAGAUUGCCUUGGUGAACUGGGAGUUGGAAUGUGAUCCGUUCAUUCAUCUGUCCAUUCAGCAGACAUAUGCUGAGCACCUCCUUCAUGCCAGACCCCGAGUUGACAGCUGUGGGAGGCACAGAUAUGUGAGGUGGACUCAAAAGAAACUUUCCAUUAGGUUCCUUGGGCUUUGAGCAACAGAAAUGGACUCAGACCCACUUUAGCAAGGCAAAAGGGUUCGUGGGAAGGGUGCUGGGGCAGCUCCCAGAGCCAAAGGAAGAGCUGAACAAUUGGGCUUGAGAUGGUGGGAGUCAGUGGUGCUCUAGAGCUUGCAUUCCGGGAGCUGCUGCCAUGGGCUGAGCCACCCAACCAGCCAUUGGGACUCCCUUCACUCGAGAUUCAAAUUCCUGUCCUAGAGCUCAGGGCACUCUGGAGUGGGACAGAGGCAGUUUUCCAAGGGACCGGGAUUCUUUCCGGAAGAAUGGUGGAGAGGGGGAGGGUAGAAAAGGACUUGGUGGCAACAGCAGAGACACUCCCCCAUCCCCACCCACCCACCCACACACUGUUCUUCCCACCUGAUGUAUUACGACUCUCCCACAUACAACCAAGAGUAAAUUCCACUCUGCUUGGGGAGAGCAUUCAAAGUCACGUCCAGUGACUAAGUCCAGGGGCUACCAUUCUCCAAAGUCCAGUGUCACGAGUGACACUCUUCCCCCUUCUAUCACAAUCCCAUUUUGAAAUUCUGCAACCUGGGGAGUAAAAUUAACCAUCUUCAACCAACAUUCUUGACCCCAGCAAGAAAGGAAGCACCGGUAAAGGCUGGAGUCCAUUUCCAGAACAGGUCAUGAGACCUAGUAUUUCUGACUAGGGAUUCUCUGCCUGUUGGAGUGACCCCAAGUUUCCGUCCUGAAGUCCGGCUCCGCAGUGGCCCUGCCCUGCCCCCUUCCAAGCAGCAGCAAUCAGAUUUUCCCUCGAUAGGGUUAACCAUCCUACUACUCCAUGACCUCUUGUUGUGUGUCACUCAGAGCUAUAAGGAGCCCGAAACAGCCAGGUGUGCCUCAGCUUCCAAUUCACGUAUUACUAUGACAUUUUGAGGAUGUGUCUCCUUGGAGACUAAAACCUCUACACCAGCCUGGUCCCAACCCUCAGGUGUGUGGAAGGCACUGAGAUGGAGGGAUAGCUCACCCCUCUCCGCCUGCUUCCCAGCCUGUGAGGGCGAACGAACACCAGGCGAUGCAUGUCAGUUCCGAGCUUGUGCUAUAUCCUGUGGGUCGGACCCAACCUCUCAAGGUGGUGUUUCUCAGCUGGUGCCCUCACUGAGUUUUCAGCAAACUGUCUCAUCAUAUUAUCAAGCUGACUGCUCCUGGACUGCUGGGAUCCUGACCAGAUGAGUGAAUGCCAUAGGCAUCAACCCAUCACUUUACUUCUGCUGUAGAAUGCAUUCUUUGGUUGGAUGCCCUAUGUGGGGAUGCCACAUUGAUGUUUACAGCAUUUGAUAAGUCCACGGAUAUUGAUGGUGGGAGGCAUGAUGGAUAAGGAAAGCAAAUCCAAAUCCAGAUGAAGGGCCCAUAGUGGUCGAGACAGAUUCCUGCCCUCUUGAAGUGAUAGGUGUAGACUCAGGGGAGGCUCAGCUGCAGGUCAGGAGGAGGGAGCAUGGAAGAAUGAGUGAGGAAUUCACACCCAUGGCCUACCUGUGCCUUCAGAGACCUAUCCUGGAGCCUCCCCUUGAAGAUGGAGUGCUUUUGGCCAUGGCUCACUAUGGCUGGGUGGAUCAGCUAAGCCCGGUUCAUGAGGGGCAGCAUGGCCCCCUGCUAUGCUGUAGCCAAGCAUUUAGGCUCCUCCAGAGCCCAGUGGCAAGCCAGAGCGCCAUGUCUCAAAAGGAUGGUAGUUACUUGUUGGCCAGAGAAUCACUUGGUUCUGAACCCUGAGUUUCCCCGCCAUACUUUUCUUAUUAGGACUUGCCACAAACUUCAUUAGCAACAGGCCCCACAUGGUUCCCCAAUAUGCCACAGACAGACAGACACCUCAAGCACCCUUGGAUCUGUCAGGUCAUGGGGCCUGGUAGGAGAACCAUUCUCCCAGCCGGAGAACCUUCACUUGCUCUCGGCCCAACCCAAAGCUGGUGGCCUUCUAGGUCAUUUGGUUCAUGGGUUGGAACAAGAUGCCCUAAAAUGACAUUUUUGCCUGGAAUUGGGUCUUAGUGGUAAGGGAUUAAAAAUGCGGUAAUUUGUUCUACAUUAUGGAGGAAAUAUUCUGACCUGAUCAGACCCCUCAACCCCCAGGAAUUUACCAAGACCCCCCCUUUUUUUUUUGCAUUUUCACAUGAUUUAUCUCCCACCUCUGACUCACAUAUGUCUUAUCAAGGCAUCUAGGGAAACUGCUGACUCCAGGCUCUAUCAGCAUGAUGCCGUCAGUGUGAGGGAACACUGGUGGCGAGGGCAGUGUCCCUGUGGGCCAGGUGGUGGCACAGAGCUGGUCAGCUAUGAUAUUCAGCUGGAGAUGAACUCUUUCUGAAGUUCUUUGUUCAUCAAAAUAGAAGGAAAAAAAUGAAUUCACUAGAGCAAAGGAUUCAUACCAAAUGUGAGGAGCUGGAUGAAUUUGCUUGAGCAAGAAGACCAUCUCUGGAACAGCACCUGCAGUUGGAGACAUCACUUUUUAAAGCUUACAGCGAUCCAAAGACUUCUUGGUGUUUUGCACUGGUCAAGCUGAGCUGUGGUAGGAAUCACUAUGACUUCACUCUCAGGUCUUUGAUAGUUACACUGAUUUCUACAUUUCCCCCAGGAAUAUGGUUCUACUUUUGAUUUACCAUUUUGGUACCAUUUUGGUAGGGAGGGGGCUUCCAAUGGCUUGUGCUUGUCCUAUCUUACUAGGGUCAUUCUUACCCCACACAUCAGAGUGCCAUUGUGGGAGGGAUGUCUCCUUCAAAAUAUAUCCAUUUCAACUAUUCACUCAAAAUAAUCCUGGGUUGGCUUUGAGAUUCCACUGUCUACUGUGGUGCAAAUUUGGUCUAUUAAUUAUCCCCAUUGGUUGGCAGACCACAUGCUUUUCUUUUGCCCCCAGAAAUUGGACUUAGCUUGGAGCCAGUAUCCUACAGAACUCCUCUCCCCAAGUUUGGGUAUUUUUCUUUUCCUUCUAUAGUUCCCAGAUAAAUGGACACAGAUCCCUUUAGGGAAGGCCAAGGAAGGUUCACAAUAUGCAUUUAGUGUUAAAAUAAGGUUUCCCUUCAGAGAUACUUGGCUUACUCUCCAUUGAAGGUCUGGAAAUUAGUGCGAGAUUUUGACUCCACCUUGGCAGCUUGAGACAGACCUGUUUGCCCAACCAGAAGUCUUUAGUUAUGGUUAUAACUAGGUAAUAUCUUAGGGAGUGUCUGGUCUUCAUUCCUGGGACCCAGUGGUUGAUUAGCCACCGCUCGAGGUCUGGUUUCCAUGCCCAUGACCAUUGUGAUGACUCCUCUACUUUGUUCCUUGUAUCUAUCUCUGCUGCUGAGAUCAGGCUGCUCAUUUUCACAGCAGCUCUCCCAACCAGCAUUCCAGGCCUAGAGAGGAAAGCCAGCAGAACCUCACCCCUGUAUUUCUCGUGGCAAGGAGCAAGACCACCUCCUGGGUCCUGUCGGAGGACAGGGAGAGGAUGGAUGGGCUGGAUGCAUGCAAGGGACCCAAUAAAGCAUUCUAUUCUCCUGAGAUCCGUGAGUUCCUGCUUUCUUGGAUAUUUGGUCUUUUUAAUAUAAUUUAGCAUGGGUCAAUGUUUGGUCCAGAUUUGUAUUAUCCACCCCCUACCCUGCAAUGACUAAAAACUGUAUCUAGCUGUUUGAGCUUCUGCAUUACAUGUAGAUCUCUGGUGAGCAAACAUAUCAAUAAAUAUCACCUGAAGCAAAAUUAUAUUCUA